GGUGUAGUGUAAUUUGAAAUUCUCAAAGAAAAAUAAAGCAAGCAAAGCAUGGAAGAAACACUGGUUUACACAAUGUUGAGCGUUAUUUUGGGUCUAGUUUUAGCGAUGAGAGUAUUUACAUACAUAAAAAGAGAGCAACACAGAAAUCUUCCACCAAGUCCACCAUCAUUACCAAUCAUAGGCCAUCUCCAUCUCAUGCUUAAACAGCCCCGUCAACGUACUCUCCACGAUCUCUCAAACAAAUACGGUCCCAUCAUGAGUCUCCGACUAGGAACACGCCUCGUAGUGGUCGUAUCAUCAGCGUCGGUAGUCGAAGAAUGCUUCACUAAGAACGAUAUCAUUCUCGCGAACCGCCCUCACUUCUCACUCGGCAAAUACGUACUCUACAACAACACGGUUCUUGUAACGGAAAACUACAACCAGCAUUGGCGUAAUCUGCGUCGUAUAAGCACUACUGAGAUCCUAUCCACGAAUCGUCUCAAUCAGUUUCUAAGCGUCCGAAAAGACGAAGUCAACUGCUUACUUCGCAGGCUCCGUGACUCGCUUUCUUCUUGCCAUCAUGGAUAUGCAAGGGUGGGAAUAAGGCCAAUGCUUGUGGAUCUAUCAAGUAAUGUGAUAAUGAGAAUGGUGGCAGGGAAGAGGUACUAUGGUGCAGGUAGAGUGGACGAUGAAGGGAAGGAGUUUCAAGAGGCUAUAAAAGAGUUCAGUGAGAUAGCUGAGUUAUUCACAACUCUUGGAGAUCUGUUUCCUGGUUUUAAAUGGCUUGAUGCUAUGCAUGUAAUGAAACUCAGGCAGAUUGGCCAGAGGCUGGAUUCAUUCUUGCAACGGCUAAUCCACGGGCGUCGAAGCGUUAAAUGUAUAGAUCACACCAUGAUCGAUCAUUUGCUAACUUUGCAGGAAUCGGAACCUGAUUAUUAUUCAGAUCAAACCAUCAAAGGUUUAAUUUUGGUUCUGCUAAUCGGAGGAUCACUAACCUCAGCUACCACAUUAGAAUGGGCAAUUGCGAAUCUACUGAACCGUCCAAGUGCACUAAACAAGGCAAAAUCAGAAAUAGAGAGUAGAAUUGGUGAAGAGCGAUUAGUUGAUGAAUCAGAUUUGCCAAGUCUAAAGUAUCUCGAAAGCAUCGUACAUGAAACCUUGAGAAUGUAUCCAACUACACCAUUGUUAGUUCCACACUUGUCAUCCGAUGACUGCACGAUCGGAGGAUUCCAUGUGCCUGCCGAUACAAUAUUGGUAGUCAAUGCUUGGGCUGUUCAAAGAGAUGCUGAGCUAUGGGAUGACCCAACAAGUUUUAAGCCUGAGAGGUUUGAGAAUGGUAAAGUUGAGAGAUUCAAGCUGUUGCCGUUCGGAAUGGGACGCCGAGCUUGUCCUGGAGAAGGUUUAGCAAUGAGAACAAUAAGUUUGACUCUGGCUUCCUUGAUUCAAUGCUUUGACUGGGAAACGGUCGACGGGAAGCAGAUUGACAUGACUGAAAAAGUGACGGUGACUAUGAGGAAAGUUGAGCCGUUGGAACUCAUGCUUAAAGCUCGUCCUAUACUACAAAAGAUUUCUCUAAACUAUUGAUGCAGGUGCGUGCGGAAUUGGAGUUUAUAGAAAACGUGGAUCGGAAAUAUGGAAUAAUUUCAUCCAAGUUC
Messenger RNA from Mercurialis annua (annual mercury), 1634 nucleotides. RefSeq names its product cytochrome P450 81Q32-like. Gene Ontology annotation, molecular function: oxidoreductase activity, acting on paired donors, with incorporation or reduction of molecular oxygen; iron ion binding; monooxygenase activity. NCBI's taxonomy places the organism in Eukaryota, Viridiplantae, Streptophyta, Magnoliopsida, Malpighiales, Euphorbiaceae. The transcript has 3 exons. The record is from RefSeq and is a predicted model, not a curated record. The coding region runs from base 49 to 1563 and encodes 504 amino acids.